AGAGCACCGAGCUGAGGACUCAGAGAGAAGAAGUGAGAACAGAGGUCGAGCAACAGGGGUCGUGGAAAAAAGGAACUAAAAUUAAAAAAAAGAACUAAAAGAGAAAGUCAACAGCUUCUGCCGAUGAUCUUCCAUCAUCUCUAAGAAAGUGAACCUGAGCGAGAGAGAGAGAGAGAGAGAGAGAAUAAAACGUCGGCGCCAUUAUGAAGCUGUGGAGUCGCCUCUGCUUCCUUGUUCUAGCAGUCUCUUCGAUUUCCAGAGCACAACCCUCAACUACAGAGUCACCGCAAGACAAGGAGGAUGCAGGUGCCCCAGGCUCCUCGACUCCUCCCCCUCUGUCCAAGUCUUUCGAUGACACAGAAAACAACUCCACCCUCUUAACGCUGCCCCCCCCAUCCUCAACGAGUCAUGUGUCGGAAAAUGCAACAGAUCCGCUUUCAACAGCGACUACGACAGCCGUGGAGACAGAGCACGGCGGUGGCAGCUCAUUGGCUCCCACGACGGCCUCGACCAGUAAGACGGAAGAGCCCACCACUGAUCCCAUGACAACAGCAAGCAGCACACCAGAGCCAGUGAUAGCUGGAGCCACAGGAGGUUCAACACUGGGUUAUGUGAUGAUGGUGUUUAUCUUUGUGGUGAUCAUUGCUCUGUGUGUCAUCCUCUUCUUUCUCAGGAGAGCGUCCAGGACGUACUCGUUUGACCUCCAGUUCCCAAAUCCCAUCAUUAAUCAGUUCAGCGAACCCAUCGGCACCUUUGAACCAGUCUACCUCGAUGACCUAGCCCCAAAUGAUCGAGUGGCCACCAGUGAACCUCCAGUAGCCAACGGCACAAGUCUGUCGGAGGAAAAAGGCUCCAUCGUAGAGAACGCUCCACAGGAACAACCACGGGCCAACGGUCUGGAGACGUCCUCACUGAGCUGUGACACCAGCCCCCCCCCGGGCGAGGACCCUGCAGCCGACAAGACCUCGGAGCCCCCGGGCAGCACAAACCUGUUCUUCGAGGACACAGGAGAGACGCAGCAGAACGAAAACAACAACAAUCCCUCGGUUUGUUCCAGUGACCCAUUCGUUGAAAUAAACCUGGACGACCCAGGGUACUGGUGCGAUCAGCUCCUCAACUCUCCUGAAGCCACCUCCUCUGUCCUCCCCUUCUCUCCUUUCUCCUUCUCCUCCUCUUCCUCCUCCUCAUCCUCCUCUUAGCACCUUCAGAAACCACCUCGACACCAACAUGGAGACUUUCAAACACCAGGACACCAGCAACUUUCAUCUCUUUACCUCAUGUCCGCCACCAGCUGGCAGGGGACUAGCCUGCAAACUGUUCAUCAUGCUUUACCUAAGUAAUCCAUUCAUCCAAACUGACAUAGGAAUAUAUAAGUUGUAUAGUUUCACAGGAAGAUAAGAAAGUGACAAGUCAUAGUUAAAACAAAGUGUUCUUUUCUAAUUGUUUGUGUAACGAAUCCUCAUCUGGACUUUUAAUUCUGCAAAAAAAAAUGAAUCAGGUUUUAAAAUGGCAGCUUUGUCUGUACACGUGGUAACAACACUGCACAGACCCUCCAGAUGUUUAAAGUCCUGAUGAAAACUUAUUUUUUAAUGCCUUCUUUUAUUCAUUCUGCCUGUUUCCCCCCCCUUCCAGAACAUUCAGAAAGUAUUCACAGCCAAUAAAUACUCAUAACAAAAUAAA
Molecule: messenger RNA, 1680 nt
Organism: Platichthys flesus (European flounder)
Lineage: Eukaryota; Metazoa; Chordata; Actinopteri; Pleuronectiformes; Pleuronectidae
Exons: 10
Coding region: 204-1199 (331 amino acids)
Source: RefSeq, a predicted model, not a curated record